UCAGCCGUUCAGUGCACGUAUGUCGCCUUACUAUUCGAGAUGUCGCGUUAACAAAUGUUACCCAAAGUUUUUGGUUUUAAUCUUUGCUUACAUAGGAGUGGAAAGUUCCCUCGUGGAACCGCCCCUUCUAGAAUCUAUGAAAACAAACAUGUACGAAUUUAAAAGGGUCAGCUAAGAGGACCCUCACGCUCUUGCGGAUCUUGCACGAGCUGAAAAAUGACCACCGGUGUGGAGCGACUAUUCGAAGAACUUGGACACUUUAAAAGGUUUCAGGCAUGUGUCUACUUUGCUGCUAUUUUCCAGGCCAUCUCAUGUGGAAUACAUUACUUGGCCUCAGUUUUCUUAGUUGAAACACCAAAAUUUAUUUGUGAUGCCCCUCCAAAUAUCACAGAUGUCCUAUAUGGAAAUCACUCGUCAACCUCGUUAAUAGAUAUCUGGACUCACUACAAGCCAGGUGCCGGACCAGUGGUUGUGCAGACUGCAAGAGGAGACCAAUGGGAACUUAGUUCUUGUUUCAAAACACUGCGGGUUGAUGCCAUCAAUUUUCAAUAUGAGUUUUUUGGCAACAAGACUGUGGUGUCUUGUAGUGGCUUUGUCUAUGAUCAUAGUGAGGUCCAGCAGAGUAUUGUAACAGAGUGGGACCUGGUGUGUGAGAAGGAAUGGCUGGCCAAGCUCACACAGCCAACUUUUAUGUUGGGAGUUCUGAUUGGAGCAUUGGUAUUCGGGGACAUCGCCGAUAGAAUUGGCAGAAGGCCCAUUCUGAUUGCUACCAGCUUGUGCCAGUUUGCAUUUGGCAUCCUUGUUGCAUUUACAGGAAACUACUACCUUUUUGUGGCGAUGCGUUUCCUACUGGCCACUGUGUCGAGUGGGUAUCUGGUUGUAGUCUUUGUAUAUGUGACAGAGUUUACAGGAAAUAAAGUGCGCACAUGGACCUCUAUGCAUGUGCAUGCAGCCUUUGCUGUGGGCAUCAUGAUAGUGGCUCUAGUGGGGUACCUUGUUCGUGUCUGGUGGAUCUACCAGAUCCUCCUCACCCUCAGUACCUGUCCAUUCUUGCUCUUCUGCUGGAAGCUUCCAGAAACACCCUUCUACCUUAUGGCUAAAGGCCAGUACAAGGAGGCCCAGGAGCUGCUGGACACAAUCACCCACUUCAAUGGCCUUCCACCCACACUUAAGGUUUCAGAUCUAAAGGAAGAAAGUGAUGGAGCACUGCUGACGGGAAACAGGAAAGCAAUGGAAGCCGAGAAGAAGCUAAGCAUCCUGGACAUGUUUGGAAGCUUGAAAAUGGCCUGUCGUAGUGCCACAUGCUGGGCUAUUUGGUUUAUCGGAAGCUUGGGAUACUAUGUCUUUAGCCUGGGGUCUGUCAACUUGGGAGGAAACCAGUAUAUGAACCUCUUUCUUGCUGGUGCUGUUGAGAUUCCAUCAUACUUGAUUGGCUGCUUUGCUAUGGAUCAGGUGGGCAGGAAAAAGACGUGUGUCCCAGCUCUGCUGCUCAGUGGAGUAGCCUGUAUGCUCAUUAUUAUGGUGCCCCAGGAUAUUGAGGCCUUGGCUAUAGUCCUGAGUAUGACAGGGAAAUUUGCCAUUGCCAUUGCAUUUGGUCUGGUUUACUUGUACACCUGUGAGCUUUAUCCCACUAUGAUCAGGUCUCUGGCAGUAGGCAGUGGUAGUAUGAUGUGCCGGGUGGGAAGUGUGGUGGCCCCUUUCUGUGUUUACCUUGCUGAUACAUGGAUCUACCUGCCUCAGCUUAUUGUGGGAAUUCUGGCUUUCAUCACUGGAAUCCUGACCAUGUUUCUUCCGGAAACUCUUGGACAGCCCCUCACAUCCACUUUGGAAGAGGCUGAGGCUCUGGGCUCCAAGCCCAGCAAGAAGAAUGCUGCAGUGGAUGGGGUAGAGAUGAAUCAAACCAAUAAAGUUUGAAUCAGCUAUGUACUUUAUGAAGUACUUUAUUGAGUUGAUAUGGAACGACCCUGCUUUGAUUUUAGAGUAAUCUAGGUUUAAAACAUUUUGACAGAUUUCUGUAAAUUACAUUUUCAGAUAGAAUUCAUGAACAAGCCUGUUAUGCCAGCUGCUGUACACUUGCAAUACACUUCAAUGCUGUAUUAGCAAAGAGACAAACAUGUUUUUUAAUACAUAUGUGAUAUGUGAAUUUGAGACCAAUUUUUGGAAAUUAGUCCACAGUAUGUAGAUAAGAGUUUUUGAUUGAAUUUUAGACAAGUAAUUAUACUUUUAUUAUUUAAAAGGGAUAGACCUCAAAUUUGGUGGCAUAUUUAUUUUGGCUUUACAAAGCCAGCAUACUGUUAUUCUACAGACCUCUUUUUAAAUUCCUAAACCAAGACUAAAAUUAUCAAUUGUAACUCAAAGAUCUAGAGCUUUCAAGCUUCACCAAACUUGGCACAGACAAACCUUCAGACAGUUCUGACUAAGGUUGCCAUGUUUUUUUCUAAUUGAUUGGACUUAUGGUUUUCACGUAAUGGACAACUGAAAAUCCCCCAAAUCCCAUAUACAUCCGUUGAUAGACUUUUUAAACUGACCAAGAUUCUGUCAUGGUAUGUUAAAGGUGCUGUAAGCAAAUGUUUCAUGGGAAAAUGGAAAAAAUGUUCCUACUCCCUUAAAGAUAUUAAUGAAAUAAUUGCUUUUAACAUGUCAAUCAUUUUGCUCAUUCUCAUAGUGUUGUAUUUGAAGCGGAUAAUUGAGGUUAUGAUUCAUAAUGUUUGUCAGUUGAGGGCGCUAUUGUGCCACUCUUGAAUUUGACUCUGUUUUGGAAAAUUAUCUUUGGAGGGUGGAAUUUUGGAAUGUGGGGGCAUGGCUAACUUAGUGGCUCAGUCACGUGAAAGCUUAACACUAAAUCGCUUACAGCACCUUUAAUGAUUUCCAACUGUCAAAACUCUCAGUCUUGUGGGCAAGGCCUUAAGCCCCCCUCUAUCUGUCUCUCUCUCUCUAUAUAUAUAUAUAUAUCUAUCUAUCUACUGGAGAGCCAUGGCAACCAGCCAGGACACCCUAGUAACCACUUAGAAAUGCACUGUAUGUGUGUGUCUGACAGUCUGGACUGGAUAAUCCUUAAACAUCCAAUUUUAAAACAAGGCUUUGUCAAGCCAACAUCAAAGUGUCUUGACAAACUAUCUCUUUUUAUCUUGAGGUUCUUUCUUUCUUUCUUUCUUUUUGGUGUGUGUGAUUGUAAAAAUGACAGUUACAAUAUAGUAUUUUUUCAGAACAAAGUACUUUAGAUUGAAGAACUGUUGACAUUUUGCAAUGCAAUUUGAACAUCAUUAAAACAUGACUGAACAUUUGGAUAUUUGAACAUUUGGAUAUUACACUAAUAUAUGAUGUAUCCUAAACACAAUCUAAGUAAGUUCACUGACUUUAUCAGCUAGACCUUAGGCCAAGCCUUACUCCACUUCAGAGGACAAGGGAAACUCAAGUUUAUUAUCAGUUAACAGUGUAUUGCAUGAUUAGUUGAAAGACUGUGUUUGUAUGAAGCUGUUUUUAUAUACACUUGCAUCUAAGUGUUUAGAUCAAGAUUCAUCAGUAUUGUUCAUAUUAAACUGUGACUGUAUUUUAAUCUAAUUUUAUUUUCUAUUACAAUUUUGGUUUCUAAUGAUUAUGAAAACAAGAUAAAAUGAUUAAUGUGCCACAUUCUGUUUCGCAAUGAAACACCCCGGUGUUAUAUCUUUAUAGCAUCCUUUAUUAAAGUUCAAUUAAAAAGAAAGCAUGUUAUGAAAAGAAACUUAUAUUUUAAACUAACCGGCAUAACCAGCAUAAACAUAGCAAUUUCUCUGUGCAGUCUAUGAGUUGCUUGAAGUGACCGGGGAAGAGAUUGAAUCUUCUCCCGGCUGAUGCACACUGGUGUGGGGCGCUCAUCACUCGUGCACGUUUGCUGCAGCUAGAUUAUAACGUGAUGGCUCAUGACAUACUGAAUAAUAAUAUGUGUCACGUUCACUGUGUGUAUCUUUUCAUUAAGAAAAUCGGUGAUACCCAGCUCUAUUAAGAAGAGAAAGUUCGUUUUUUUGUGAGUUAAAGAUGGAUCGAAGUGAACAUAAAGGUGAGAGUGUAGUUUUAGCCCAAUACACUUGAACAAAAUCAAGUGUAUAAUAAUUUUUUGGCUUGUUUUCCUAAAUAAUAUCUAAAACACCAUACAUUUAAUUUAGGAGCCAUACUGCAGAAGAAAAAAUUGUUAUCGGAGAAUAUUGAAAAAAGCUUGUCCGAGACAAGUGGAUUUUGGAAAGCGCAAGUGAAAGAGUUUUACUUGCCCCACCGGACAAUCAGACUAAUUAAAACGCCAAUAACAAAAAAAUAACCAGCUAUAUGUGAUAGCCUAGGCCUGGGCCACUUAUUAGAAAGAUCAUAUUCUUAUUCUGCUGUUGAUGUAAUUUUAUAAUUCGCAAGCGAUCUAGUAACAGCUGAGCCCUGUUUGAUUGACAGGUGGCAUAUACAUGUGUGCUGAACAUGUGCGUGUGUGAAAAUGCUCACGCUAAUGCGCACCUGAAUGGUCAAAUACAUUCCACCAAAUUGCCAGUCUUGGUGAGGUAUUCAUGUAAACACAGAGAGCGAUAUCUAAGGUGAACAUAAACAGUGGAGAAAAAAGUGGAUUUGUAUUAAAAUGUUGGACUUGUAAGUAUAAAUGUAGCUAAUAGACCUGCUGCAGUCUAGUGUGUCAUUCUAAUAAUCAAACAACCAUAACAAGAAAAUGUUAAAACACUCAAUGCUCUUGACUUAGCUUUAGUAGCUUUAAAAAGUAUUCAUGUAUUAUUAUCAUACAAUGAAGACCAGUGGUAUUUUUAUGUUGCAUUUCAUUCUGAAUGUUUACUUUGAUUCUGCUGUUAAAAACUUUUAAAGCUGUUAUAAAA
Messenger RNA from Xyrauchen texanus (razorback sucker), 4841 nucleotides. Its product is annotated as solute carrier family 22 member 16-like. Bases 217 to 1914 code for a protein of 565 amino acids. The record is from RefSeq and is a predicted model, not a curated record. NCBI's taxonomy places the organism in Eukaryota, Metazoa, Chordata, Actinopteri, Cypriniformes, Catostomidae. The transcript is spliced from 9 exons. Gene Ontology annotation, cellular component: membrane. Gene Ontology annotation, biological process: transmembrane transport.